This is a messenger RNA of Diprion similis, 1829 nucleotides long. It is a transcript of the gene otd2, whose product is annotated as homeobox protein OTX2-like. Gene Ontology annotation, molecular function: DNA-binding transcription factor activity, RNA polymerase II-specific; RNA polymerase II cis-regulatory region sequence-specific DNA binding. Gene Ontology annotation, biological process: regulation of transcription by RNA polymerase II. The record is from RefSeq and is a predicted model, not a curated record. NCBI's taxonomy places the organism in Eukaryota, Metazoa, Arthropoda, Insecta, Hymenoptera, Diprionidae. Bases 716 to 1741 code for a protein of 341 amino acids. Gene Ontology annotation, cellular component: nucleus. The transcript has 7 exons.
CAACCCUCCGAAGAGAGAGCGUACCGUAACAAACUAAACUUCUCGUGAAAAGUUGAGCUGCUUCUACUACGCCCUACUGCUAUUAUAGCAGGCUCUGUCUCUCGUCCGUUUGUCCGUUUGUCCGUCUGUCCGUGUGUUGUUCGCCUGGUUUCGCCUGAUCGCGCGUUUGCCCGUGCCCCGGUAUCGCGUACCUACAUACGUACCUACCACGCGGGGUAAAAGCCAGGAUUAAGUAAGGCUAAGGAAUAAAGACGCUACCUGCACCACCUAUAUACACUUGGUCCAAGACCGAAACGUUAUCUCUGAUAAUUGUCUGUGCUGGUUAUCCGACACGACGAGUGCUUCGUUUCCCUGUUUAUUUUUAUCUUUGUUACGUUUUCCUUUCGUCGGUUUGUUCUCUGUGACUUACUACGUGGGAUACCUUCUUACGCAAUUAUCACUCUCGAGUGGAUAACACCGGAUUUGUGAUACACUGUGCGCCAUUCGUCGUCGUAAGAAGUCAAACUGCAAGAUACUGGAUACUCAUGCGACAAACUAUUGCCAAUAAAACCCAAGCACAACGCUUCAGGAUUAUCCAGCUCUACACAUCCCUCUGAUUUCUACUGCACUGAAGCUGACUGAUCACGGAGAACGAGAAUAGUUCCAGGGCGGGACGUCGAGGUCACCGACGUCUCUGUGGCUGGGCUGACAACGGGGACCGGAAGUGGCGGUGGUGAUGUGGCCCAAUAGCCUCGGCGGGGGGGCAGGUUGCGCCGGAGGCGGGGGCGGCGCCGAUCUCGGCGGACUCGCCUCGUCCACCGCCUCGGCUACGGACUUGUUCGGGCCCGCGGGCUUCGGGGCCUCUGCCGCCGGGCCUUACGGGGCCCUGAAGACCAACCCUUACGUCAGCGCCCUGGGGAUGCCACCGAUCGAGGCCCUCCACACCAGUAUUGGCUACCCCGGUUGCACAACCGCCGGUGAGUCCUACUACUGUAACCCUCGAAAGCAGCGACGGGAACGAACGACGUUCACAAGGGCUCAGCUGGACGUGCUCGAAGGACUUUUUUCGAAAACUAGGUAUCCGGAUAUUUUCAUGCGCGAGGAAGUCGCCCUCAAGAUCAACCUACCAGAGUCACGAGUUCAGGUGUGGUUCAAGAAUCGUAGAGCAAAAUGCAGACAGCAGCAGAAGCAGCAACAGCAACAGCAGGAGAAAACACCGAGGUCGAAGAAACCCUCAUCUAAUGCAGGCAACAAUCCUCCCACCGGAAAAACACCCUCUAUUAGCGCCGCAACACCCGCCCCUGCUGCCGUUGUUCCAGCCACAACGCCACUAAGCGGAGGUACCAGUGGUUCGGCGGCUAGUUCACCAGCUCUUCUGAGGGACUCGCCACAAUACAAGCCUGCUGGAAGUGCAACGAGUCUACUGCUAGCGGCGAGUACGACUCCGCCAAGUUUGGGCGGCACGGUUUACAGCAGCGGCGGAAGCAGCAGCAGUAUUUGGAGUCCCGCCGUGACGGAAGGCGGGGGUGGCUUUCCCGGCGAUCACCAGAGACUGGCAUGGACCACGACGGCCAGUCAGCAACAGUGUUACCAGAACUACUCGUCCUACUACACGAACAUGGAUUACCUGUCACCGGCGCCACACCAGUUGAACGUGGUAGACGGAAGCGGCAGCGGGUUGGACACAACUUGGAGCAAAACGAGGGACGAAAGUGCCUCGUCGUGGUUUUAUAACAGCGCCGGUUGGGGUGAUCGGAAGUGAACUUCGGCCUAGCAUCCGACUCUAGGCACUGCGAGGAAGGCCUAGGCAGGCACCUACAUAUCACCGACAAUAUAGAAAAUCAUGCAAU